CGCUCGCGAGCUGCGCUCGAGUGCACACCUCGAUUCUGUGCGAGUGCUCCACGCGUUUCUCCUCGACAUGUGAGUUCCCCACGCGAGUCCGUGACGCUGCUGAUAUCUUUUCUUUUCUUCUCUUCUCCCUUUUCCUUUCUCUCAUUUCCUCCACGUGGAAACACGCGUGUUCGCGUGCGGAUGCUAGUGAAAUGAGAUGAACUCGCGCGUCCCUACGAAGGGAUCCAAGAGAAGGGCGCUUGGCACUCACAAAAAUGUGUCACAUAAUGAUGCUGCUGAUAACGGCGUCCGCGAUGAUUCUCGCGCCUGUCAUCGCGAAUCCUUUCCUCGACGCUGCUCAAGAGAUGCCCUGCUGCUCACUGGUUACUGGAUCCUGUCGGAAUGUGUGCUCGAAGAUAUCCUUGGUGGUGCUGGGUGCGGAAGUUGAAGCGAGGGAAAAUGCCACUCAGCGUCUGUUGGAGUUCUGCUCCAUGGAGCUGAUGGACUUCUGGUCCUGCGUGAAUUCGACGUUGAAUGAUUUACAGAGGAACGAGAAUUGGAUAGGUCGAGGAUGCUGUCGUCUCGCACAAAAUCCCUCGUGUCGUACGACUUGCGCUCUGUCAGGUUCUACAAACGAUCUGAGCGAGUCCUGUCGUCCGAGCGACGAGCCCGAGUUCUUCUUCUGCCUGGAGAAACGCGAGGAGGCUGAACGAUGCUGCAGCAACGUCUCCAAUAACACUUGCAGGGUCAUCUGCAAGGAUCUCUUUUACAAGCCUGACAAGCAGUCCAGUUUAAAGUUGUACAGCAGUAAGGGAUGCUUCCAUCAAAUUCCCAAGUGCCUGAAGAGCGUAGCUGAGGUGAAGCACGCCGAAGAUCCGAAACAACAUUUGCAUUGUUGCGAGGAAGCAACUACUCCGGCGUGCCUGGACACCUGUCGCAAGAUCCUGCAUACCGCAACCACCGAUCAAGAGAUCAUGGACGCCCUUGCGGAAAAGUGCAGCCCCGUGUUGCCUCAGUCGCCGAUGUGGAGUUGCUUGUUGAAAUCAGGCUCGACGAAACCCGCGCGUUUACCGUUGGAUGCGGGCAAACUUGCAUGUUGCACGAAAGCGACGAGAUCCUCCUGCCAGAAUUUAUGCUGGCGAGCCUUUCAGGCUGAUUGGGAGUCUGCCUGGGUUCAGCUGGACGCGCAGUGUCUCUCGUCCAGCUUGGAGGGCGAACUCAGAAGAUGUCUUGAGGACGCCGACGACUCCUGCGAGAUGGGCUGCUCCGGAUUGUCUUACUGCGCGCGGUUUAACGAUAGACCCACUACCUUGUUUAGAACGUGCACGACUGCAGCCGAUGAGGCCGCGAAGUGGGAGGCCGACCAUUGGUCCAGAGGCAGCAUCAUUCGCGGAUUAGGAGUGCCUGUGCGUGCCGCAGCUUCCUGUCCAGCAGAGACCCUGCGUGCGGCGGCUUGUCUUUUGCAACUGCGACCCUGCGAGAACAGAAUCCACGAGACAAGACUCUGCCGCGAGGAUUGCCUGGAGCUGAUGGCCAGCUGCGUCGACUGGAGUGCAAUCACUGGACCGUACACUGCGGCUACGCUCUGCGCUAAACUCUCCCCAGGUAGACCGGACGCGCCCUGCGUCUCUCUGAGACCGUUCCUGAACGAUCCGCAGGACGACGAGGCCGUGAUCCAUCCCGAGGAAGACAUCACGACGCCGUGCAAGCAGAAUCCUUGCCCGCAGGGUCAGCUCUGCGUGCUCCAACCAAAUGGCGCCAAGAUCUAUCGUUGCGUGUCGGCGUGCUCCCUCGGCGAGAUGUCGAAGCAGCUGGUACCAGUCGGAUCCUGGAUUCAGAUCCCACGGUUUGAUCAGCAGGGCUGCCUCAAGAUUUGUCAAUGCACAACGCGUGGUCUGGAGAAGUGUCGCACGCUCAACUGCUUCAAUUUCAAAUCCUGCUGGGUGCACGACCGGUUUAUUCAGCACAAGGCCAGCUUCUAUCUCGAGUGCAACCCCUGCCACUGCUUCGAGGGCGAAUUUACGUGCUCCAAGAGAAGCUGCGGCGAGUUGCGUGCACCGUCCUUGCCCUGCGACUGUCCGGCACAUUACGUGCCGGUUUGCGGCAGAUUGGGCUUCACCUUCGCGUCCGCUUGCUUGGCGAAGUGCGCCGAGUUGUCGGCCACCGAGGUGGAGUUUGGCAGCUGUUCCAGCAGAGAUCCCUGCGAACCCAACCCCUGCGAUAGCGCAGAGAAGUGCGUCCGCAGGCCCAGGGUCUGUUUGUCGCGCUUACACAAGCCUUGUCGUCAAUAUGAGUGCGUGCCGAUGGACUGUAAUCCACGUGAUGAAUCUAGUGGACCGGUUUGUGAUCGGGAAAAUCGUCAGUACCCUUCCGUCUGUGCGAUGAUUCGAGCUGGAGCCAUCCUAAGUUACAGGGGACCUUGUCUGAGAGGCUGCAGUCUUCGUGGUCCAGUGUGCGGAAUCAACGGCGAGGUAUAUGCCAAUGAAUGCACAGCUUGGGCCGACAGGACUGUCGUGGACUACCAAGGACCUUGUGUCGCUGUCGGUCUCAUAGGCGACCAGGCAAAACCACGUUGUAGUGACGCUGUGCAGUGUCCUGCUUUGGUGGAGCCAUACUGCAUCGGAGUUACACCCCCGGGUGCUUGUUGUCCUGUUUGCGGAGGAGCGGCAAGAUUGUUUUACUCGAAGAAACAGUUGGACAGAAUUUAUUAUAUGAUGGACGAGGAAGCCGACAAGGAUUCCGUCACCCUGGAAGCUCUUCUGGUCGCUCUGGGUCGUCAAUUGCAAGUGGCACAAUGCGCUGUUCACGGUAUGAUGACGCCCGAUCGCGACAUUUUCAUCAUCGUUCAGCCUGUUACCAAGAAACCGUCGAAACUGCAACUGCGAGCUUGCGUGACGGAAACGGAGAAACUCGUCACCAGAAUUUCGGAGAGGAGUCCCAGGAUCGCGGCGGAAGUGCCUCUAGGUUCGCUUACCAGAGCCGAGGUGGCUCACAGUUACGUUUCGAGUGCCAUGAAAAUCCGAGUUCGGCUCGCAACCAUUGUCGUUACCAUCUUUGCGCUAAAUAUUUUAUCCUGAACGCGAUUACAUCGAAAGAAGAGAACAAGAUAGAUCGCUUAUUCUGCCCAGUAUGAUUUUCAAGCAUUUACGCGUGAAAAAUCCAAUUAAUCGAUUGAGAUAUCCAUAUAUUUUUUAUUGUACAGUGUCGAGUUCCGAGUUGCAGUUAUAAGCGAUAGAUCUUAUUUUUUUCAUUCGUUUUUGGUGCUGAAUGCGUUUCUUUACCUAAUCGCGAUGCCAUUCGCAGCGGCGAAUGUCUACAGCGUGUCUCGUGUCUGUGAUUCUUCUAGUGCCUUUUAAUAAUAUGCAGUAAUAUAGGAUGUAUUUUUAAUUACUAAUUAAUACUGCCAAAGAGAAGAGCGUACGUAUAAUCGAGAAGAAGAGAGAGAGAAAGAGGGAAUGUACAAAGGCGUGGAAUUUUCCGCGUGCAUGAUUAAGAACUGCUCAUUUUCAUUUGUAAAUAAAAGGAUUUCAUAAAUUUAUUAUGUAUCUAUAAUAUAUCGCGUGUUCGCAUGUGCAACUUUACAGCGCGUCGUAAAAGCAAUAAGCCUCUUAUUCUCUCUUGGAUUGUAAUCAAUUAGAGUGGAUUUUAUAAUUAGAGUGGAACUGAAAAAGAUAACAUAAAAUUUUAUCAAAAUCAUAACUGCGUAAUGAAUAUAAGACUUUCCUGGCACAUGUAAUGUAAGUUUUACUCUGCUGAGCGUUCCGAAUUUUAUUUUAUGUUGCGAACAAAUAAAUUAAUUAGACAGAACUCCUUAAAAUACAGUUAAGCGAAGAAAAGGGAUCUGCAUUUUAUUUAAAUCUACAGAAAUUUGGAUCGCUUGCGAGUGGUUUGUGCCAAUGAUGCGGAUAAUACUCCCAUAGGUGUUUAUAAGUAUACUUUGUUAUUGUAUCGUUAAAUACAAACACGUUAUAUCAUCA
This is a messenger RNA of Ooceraea biroi (clonal raider ant), 3956 nucleotides long. It is a transcript of the gene Reck, whose product is annotated as reversion-inducing-cysteine-rich protein with kazal motifs. Gene Ontology annotation, cellular component: plasma membrane. The record is from RefSeq and is a predicted model, not a curated record. Lineage: Eukaryota; Metazoa; Arthropoda; Insecta; Hymenoptera; Formicidae. Gene Ontology annotation, biological process: extracellular matrix organization. Gene Ontology annotation, molecular function: metalloendopeptidase inhibitor activity; protein binding.